AUGGAUCUUCCCGAGGACCUUGCUCCUUCUUCCCUCCAUCCUUCUGGGGAGAACAAGAGAGCCAAUGACUUCGAUGCUAUCGACCACCCUGUACAGCAUCGCGACAAGAUACAAAAGACCACCACCGAUGCUGAGAUAUUGCUAGGCACACGCGAUGGCACAGUUGACCUACUAGGCAAUCGCGAACACUCUAGCAGUCACGAUACCAAGUCAACAGAAAAUAUGCUUCUAGAUCAGGACCAGGCCGCUGAGGCGCAUGGAGCAAAAGGUCCUGCUGUGGAUAAGGCCAGACGAGUGUUGGAUUCCAUGCAAGAUGGCCACGAAGCAGAACACCGGGAGCUCAAAGAUUGCGAAAAGCAGCUAGAGUCUAGACUUCAUUCGUGUUCAGAACAACCCCAAUCGUUUGAGACUGAUCCAGCCGUUGCUCCUCCUCAAUCACUUGGAGUAUCAACUGAGGAUUUUAACACUCUCAAGGCCUCUCUACAAGAAAAAGACGGAGAAUUACUGGCAGUGAAGCAAGAAAGAGACGAGCUCAAAGAAGCCCUACAUGAAACAAAGACUGGAAUCCAGGAACGUGUCGAUGCCGCGGCUCUCGAGGCCUAUGAAAAGGCAGAGUCAAAGCUGUAUGCCACCAAUUCUAGCAUCACGAUGGAACAAAUCCUGGGAGAAUUUGAAGGGCUGGUUUACGAGAUCGACAAUCUAAUCGACAAUCAGUUCAGAGGACAUCCAUACAGAAAGCCACGCACCAACCAACACAAACAACUGUUCGGAAAGUUGGCAGUCGAUUACGAAGUUCGCCUAGGAGAUGAGGAACUCAAGCUACUGAUUCUAAAAAGCGCAAUCUGGCAUGAAAUGAUACGCAGAUUCCUACUGAGUCCUACAUCGGCUGAUCAAGGUCAUAUGGGCAAGGCACUGCUUUUGCUCCAGAGGGAUAUACUGGGGACACCUUGCACGUCAUUCAUGAUGGAAGGAGAAAGUACUUCUUUCGAGAGACAGCGGCUAGAACUCAAGCUCAAGGAUGGCUCUCAAAACCAGUGGAAGCAGUUUCAAUCUGUUCGAGCUCAUAUCGGACAAUAUCUCCCAGCUCAUAUCGAACAACAUCACCAAGCUGUGCCUCCCGAAUCUGAUGAUGAAAUUACAGUUCAGCAUCUGUGGGAGAUGGCUGAGCUCUUCAUUCUAUACUCGAGGACAGACAAAAAAGAAGAGCUGCAAAACUCAUUCCGCGGUGUUGUAAAACAGACCCGGUCGCUUGCGCGCGCCCUUGCCAAAUGCAAUGACCUAUACGUCGUCUGCAUGCCUACAGUACACAUAAUCAAGAAAACCCCAGAAGGAAUAACCAAGGAGAAUCUCGUAUCUGAAUUCAUCAAGACGGACUGUGAUUCACCAAAUUCGGAAGAAUGGGUAUUUGAGACACGAUAUUAUGGUCUCACGAUGUGCGGAGACUAUAUGGAGGUGGUUCAACGAGGUAAACAUAAGAGGACGGGCAACAUCACACAGUCAAUCUCUCCUGCACUGAUCAGAUACAUGCCAAAGAUGGAGCAGGGAGAUGUUGUCGUAAAGGCCAAAGUGUGUCUUUGA
Molecule: messenger RNA, 1578 nt
Organism: Pestalotiopsis fici W106-1
Lineage: Eukaryota; Fungi; Ascomycota; Sordariomycetes; Amphisphaeriales; Sporocadaceae
Exons: 3
Coding region: 1-1578 (525 amino acids)
Source: RefSeq, a predicted model, not a curated record